Onychomys torridus (southern grasshopper mouse) is the source of this 1725-nucleotide messenger RNA. RefSeq names its product immunoglobulin like domain containing receptor 1 (gene Ildr1). NCBI's taxonomy places the organism in Eukaryota, Metazoa, Chordata, Mammalia, Rodentia, Cricetidae. The record is from RefSeq and is a predicted model, not a curated record. Gene Ontology annotation, molecular function: high-density lipoprotein particle receptor activity. Gene Ontology annotation, cellular component: plasma membrane.
AUGAGGAAGGUUGAGAACAGUGACUCUAAAGGGAUGGCAAAAGGGAAGGUGGUCCUACUGGAGAGCUCUGUGAGAGAGAAGAAGAGGGGAGCAAGAGCAGCAGAGCCCCUAAUUGCCCUUUUGCAAGAACAUGGUAAAGUCAGUCAUUGUCUCUUGCUCCUGCCUUCAGGGUGUCUGUCCUUGCUGGUCACAGUUCAGCACACAGAACGCUAUGUCACCCUGUUUGCCUCCAUCACCCUCAAGUGUGACUACACCACCUCUGCUCAGCUCCAGGACGUGGUGGUGACAUGGCGCUUCAAGUCCUUCUGCAAGGACCCCAUCUUUGACUACUUCUCUGCCUCAUACCAGGCCGCCUUAUCCCUGGGCCAGGACCCCUCCAAUGACUGUAAUGACAACCAGAGGGAAGUCCGCAUCGUGGCCCAGCGUAGGGGACAGAAUGAGCCGGUGCUGGGGGUGGAUUACCGGCAGCGCAAGAUCACCAUCCAGAACCGAGCAGAUCUUGUGAUUAAUGAAGUGAUGUGGUGGGAUCAUGGAGUAUACUAUUGCAUCAUUGAGGCUCCAGGAGACACGUCAGGAGACCCAGAUAAGGAGGUGAAGCUCAUCGUCCUGCAUAAGUAUUGGCUGACAGUGAUCUUCAUCAUCCUCGGAGCCCUCCUUCUCCUCCUGCUGAUUGGCGUGUGCUGGUGCCAAUGCUGCCCUCAGUAUUGCUGCUGCUACAUCCGCUGCCCCUGCUGUCCCACCUGCUGUUGCUGCCCCGAGGGAGCCCUGGCCCGCCACCGCUACAUGAAGCAGGUUCAGGCCCUAGGUCCUCAGAUGAUGGACAAACCCCUGUACUGGGGGGCGGACAGGAGCUCCCAAGUGUCAUCUUAUGCAAUGAACCCGCUGCUGCGGCGAGAUCUGUCCUUACGGUCCAGCAGCCUUCCACAGAUGCCAAUGACCCAGACAGUUGCUCCCCCUCCGGUGGCCAAUGGUGUUCUGGAAUAUUUGGAGAAAGAAUUGCGGAACCUCAACCCAGCCCAGCCUCCCGAUCUCCGAGCCCAAUCUGGCUACCCUGGCAGCAUGCUGUCCUCUCUGGGCCCUGCAGAGGUUGUGGAACGCAGAGUCAUCCACCUGCCCCCGCUGAUCAGAGACCCAUUGUCCUCCAGGACCAGCAACACCUCACACCAACAGCGGCUCAACCCUCUUCCUUCUAGACACAGGGAUCUGAGCCAGGCCAGGAGGCAGCGCUAUCACUCAGAAUUCCUCCAAGAGCUCCAGGACCGGGGUAUCAGACCCUGGGCCCCAGGGAGAAGGGAACUGGACCCCAAUUGGAGUGGGAGGCACCAUCGCUCUAAACCCAACGAGUCCUCCAUGCCCUGGUCAGACUGGGACAGCCUGAGUGAAGGCCCCUCGUCCAGUGAGGCUCCUUGGCCCCCCAGACACCCAGAGCCCCGGGAAGGUGCCCAGAGGCCCAGGGGAUGCAGGCACCACAGCUACUCGCCUCCCUUGCCCUCAGGCCCCAGUUCUUGGAGCUCUGAAGAGGAGAAGGAGUCACUGCCCAGGAACUGGGGUGCCCAGCACCAUCACCGCCACAGCAGUUCCCAGUCCCCAAACUGGCCUGAGGAGAAGCCACCCAGCUACAGUUCAUUGGAUGUCACUCCAGGCAAGAACAACAGGAAAAAAGGGAAUGUGGAGAGGCGCUUGGAGAGAGAGAGCUCCCAUAGUGGAUGGAGUAUGGUCAUUUAG